Messenger RNA from Botrytis porri, 2316 nucleotides. RefSeq lists its product as uncharacterized. Gene Ontology annotation, molecular function: DNA binding; DNA helicase activity; ATP binding. Lineage: Eukaryota; Fungi; Ascomycota; Leotiomycetes; Helotiales; Sclerotiniaceae. Gene Ontology annotation, cellular component: nucleus. Gene Ontology annotation, biological process: establishment of sister chromatid cohesion; nucleobase-containing compound metabolic process. The transcript is spliced from 4 exons. The coding region runs from base 1 to 2316 and encodes 771 amino acids. The record is from RefSeq and is a predicted model, not a curated record.
AUGGAGAAGAGGGGAUGGAAGGAGUGGGAAGAGGAGGAAGAUUGGGGGAGAUGGGACGGGGAUGUUAAGGGAGAGAGUGCUGGUGGAAAUGAAGAUGAAUUUUUAUUGGAGGAUUGGGAUAGUGAUGGGGAGAAUGGUGGUAAUGGCAAGAAAGGAACUGGAGAUGAGACUAUUUUCUCAAAAGAAACGUUGGAGUUGAAGAAGAGUGUUGGGUUGUGGAGUAAAGGAGUAGAAGAUGAAGAUGAGGAACUGGAUGAUGAGAUGAAGAUAUUUUACUGUUCAAGAACUCAUUCUCAACUGACUCAAUUUAUCAACGAACUCCGACGAGUAGAAUUUCCACCGUCCAUACCUCCCUCAGAAGAAAAGAAAGAACCCCUCCACGAACACCUCAAACAUCUAACCCUUGGUUCCCGCAAAAACCUCUGCAUAAACCCCAAAGUAAACAAACUCAACUCCGUAACCGUCAUCAACGAACGUUGCGCCGAACUCCAACAAUCUUCAACCCCCAAAGAACAAAAAUGUCCUCAUCUACCCAAUAAAGAUAACAAACCCCUCGUCAACACUUUUCGCGAUCAUACACUUGCUACGAUCCGCGAUAUCGAAGAUAUGGGUUCUCUCGGAAAAGAAAUUUCAAUCUGUCCAUACUAUGCUUCGAGAGCUGCCAUCAGACCCGCGGAAAUAGUCACAUUGCCUUACCCGUUACUUUUGCAGAAGAGCGCGAGAGAAGCGCUGGGGAUUAGUUUGAAAGGACAUGUGGUUAUUAUUGACGAGGCGCAUAAUUUGAUGGAUGCGAUUGCGGGGAUUUAUGGGACGGAAAUGGAGUUGAGGGAGUUGAGGUUGGCGAAGGAAAUGUUGGGGAAUUAUUUUCGGAAGUUUGCGAAGAGAUUGGGAGGGAAGAAUAGGAUUUAUGUGGCGCAGACGAUUAGGGUGGUGGAUAGUUUGGUGGGUUAUUUGGUGAGGAUGUUGGAGGGGUCGGCAAUAGAUGGAGUAGUCUCUCAAAAAGAUCUCCUAUCCGGAAAAGGAGCCGAUCAAAUCGAUCUCUUCAAAUUAAUCCGCUACCUCCAAGAAAGUAAACUAGCACGCAAAGUCGAAUCUUACACCGACCACAUCCGAACAUCCCAACCACAACCCUCCACCUCCUCAUCCAAACCCAAGGAUCCCCCUAAAUCAACGCCCAUUCUCCAAACUCUCACAUCCCUCCUUCUCGCUCUCACCCACCCCACAUCAGAAGGCCAACUCUUCUUCCUCAAACAUGAAACCGACAUUACUCUCAAAUUCCAACUUCUCAACCCGGCCAUCCACUUCGACUCCAUCGUUUCUUCCGCCCGCGCCGUCAUCCUCGCAGGUGGAACCAUGUCCCCCUUCUCAGAUUACACAUCUAUCCUCUUUCCUUCCAUCCCCCCCCAUAAAAUCACAACUCUCUCAUGUGGCCACGUCAUCCCAUCGAGUAACCUCUUCGCCAGUGUAGUCUCCAAAGGCCCAACUGGAUAUCCCUUCAAAUGGACGUAUGAAAAUCGCGCGAAUGCGGAGAUGAUGGAUGAGCUAGGGAGAGUCCUGGUAAAUGUUUGUACGGUUGUCCCUGGGGGCGUGGUGGUUUUUUUCCCUAGUUAUAGGGUCCUGGAUACGAUUCUUGCAAGAUUUGCAGUGAUCAAUCAAAAUAGUAAUAAUAAUAAUAAUAAUGGGAGUAAACCCAAAUCCCUCCUCCAAAGACUCGAAGAAAAGAAAACGGUAGUACGAGAAGCAAAAGAAGAAAGUGUGGAAGAGAUACUGAGAAGAUAUGGAAAGGCGAUAGAAGAGGGAAAGGGCGGGUUAUUGUUUAGUGUUGUGGGGGGAAAAUUGAGCGAGGGAAUUAAUUUCUCGGAUGAAUUGGGGAGAGCGGUGGUGAUUGUGGGAUUGCCGUUUCCGAAUGCGAGGACGGCGGAGUGGAGGAGACGGUUGAGGUUUGUGGAGGAGAGUGCGGUUGGGAGGUUGGUGGAGGAGUAUUGUUCUUCUUUGAAGGGGGUGGGGGAUGGAGAUGAGGAAAUACCAAGAGAGGUCAAAGAAGAGAUGCAGAAGAAAGCAAAAGAAGAAGCGAAGGAAUUUUUUGAGAAUGUAUGCAUGCGAGCGGUAAAUCAGAGUGUGGGGAGGGCGAUUAGACAUAAAGGGGAUUGGGCGGGGAUUUUGAUGGUGGAUGAGAGGUUUAGGGGGGAGAGAGUUAGGGGAAAGUUGGCGGGCUGGAUUAGAGAGGGGGUUAGGGGGGUGGGGGAGGAGGAGCAGGCAUUUGGGAGGGUGAUGGGGGGAUUGGGAGGGUUUGUGAGAGGGGGGAGAGGUGGGUAG